Messenger RNA from Colletotrichum phormii, 1038 nucleotides. Its product is annotated as mitochondrion organization and biogenesis protein. The record is from RefSeq and is a predicted model, not a curated record. The transcript has a single exon. Lineage: Eukaryota; Fungi; Ascomycota; Sordariomycetes; Glomerellales; Glomerellaceae. The coding region runs from base 194 to 919 and encodes 241 amino acids. Gene Ontology annotation, cellular component: nucleus.
CGGGUUCUCCUGUCUGCGCGUCCCGUCCCGUCCAGUCGCGCAACCAAAUUAAUUAGACUUGAGAUCGACUUUUUUUUUCCCACCCCGGCCAGGAAACGCCUCCUUGUCUAACCUCACCUCAACCUAUAAUACCAUAAUCCAGAGCUCGACGUCCUCCCACCUCAUACCGAAUCAAAACCCCCACGAUCACACGAUGCUCUGCUCUUGUCGCCUGAGUCCCCUGAGUCCCCUGCGGCUCUUCGUCCAGGGCAUGUCGCAAUUGCACAUCUCUGAACCCGUCGUCGCAACGAGACUCCCGCAACACCUCAAGAACACCCGUACUCUCCAGAUCAACCAAGCCUCGACGUUUGCAACCUCAGCCGUCCACAACAAAAAGCGUGACUCUGUGCCAUUUCAAAAAGGAGGGAAACAGGCCACAUCAAAAAGACCACUGGAAGAACAAGACCCAGACGCAGAAGAGGCGAAACCGAAGCGAGAAAACUGGCAGCUCCAAAAAGAGGCCCUCAAGAAGAAGUUCCCCGACGGCUGGAACCCGCGCAAGCGCCUGUCCCCGGACGCCAUCGCCGGCAUCAAGGCGCUGCACGCCCAGUUCCCCGAGGAGUACGACCUCAAGACGCUCGCCGACAAGUUUCAAAUGUCGCCCGAGGCGAUCCGCCGCAUCCUGAGGAGCAAGUGGCAGGCGACACCCGAGGAGGAGGAGGACAGGCAGGAGAGGUGGUUCCGGCGCGGUGUCAAUGUGUGGUCGCGGUACGCGGAGCUGGGCCUGAAGCCGCCUAGCAAAUGGCGCCGUGAGGGCGUCACGCGAGACCCGUCGUACCAUCACAACCGCAAGGAGGCGAUACAGAGGAGGAAAGAGGAGGAGGCCAAGGAGAACGUCGGGGAGAGGCUGCAGCGGAAGCUGUCUGAUACCAUUAUGUGAGUGCUGGAAAACGGCGCCUGCAUUUCUUUUCGACGAGCAGCUCGAAUACCAUCUCAGCUCUUACAUUAUAACGGCCGGCAAAUGGCCUCAAAAGUAUAUUAAUGAACAUUUCAUCAACA